Molecule: messenger RNA, 1860 nt
Organism: Achroia grisella
Lineage: Eukaryota; Metazoa; Arthropoda; Insecta; Lepidoptera; Pyralidae
Gene: deltaCOP
Product: coatomer subunit delta
Exons: 15
Coding region: 97-1635 (512 amino acids)
Biological process (GO): retrograde vesicle-mediated transport, Golgi to endoplasmic reticulum; Golgi localization; endoplasmic reticulum to Golgi vesicle-mediated transport
Cellular component (GO): COPI vesicle coat; cytosol
Source: RefSeq, a predicted model, not a curated record
AACUGUCAAAUGUAGUCUGGUUGCUCCUAUGAACAUUUUAUAAACACAUUAAUUUUAAAAUUAUAAUUUUAUUUGCUACAAUAUCGUGAUUUGAAAAUGGUGCUCAUAGCGGCUACAGUAUGCACGAAAUCCGGGAAAGCAUUGGUUUCUCGUCAGUUUGUGGAGAUGACGAAAGCGCGUAUCGAGGGUUUGCUUGCGGCGUUCCCGAAACUAAUGACUGGCGGCCGCCAGCAUACCUUCGUUGAAACGGAAUCAGUCAGAUAUGUGUACCAACCGUUAGACAAGUUGUAUAUGUUACUGAUCACUACGAAAGCCAGCAACAUCCUGGAGGAUUUGGAGACACUCCGACUAUUCAGCAGAGUGGUACCAGAGUACUGCACUCAGUUGACGGAGGCUGAGGUAUUGAACCAGGCCUUUAACCUACUGUUUGCAUUUGAUGAGAUUGUGGCACUCGGCUACAGGGAGAGUGUCAACUUGGCACAGGUUCGUUCAUUUGUCGAAAUGGACUCUCAUGAGGAGAAGAUUUAUCAAGCAGUCAGACAGACACAAGAACGCGAAGCGGCCAAUCGUAUGCGAGAACGUGCCAAGGAGUUGCAGAGGGAGAGGUUAGAAGCAGCCAAGCGCGGACAACCACCGCGCUCACAAAUGUCUUACGGUAGUGGAUUUGGCAGUUCAUCGAUGUCGUCACCUUCUGCAGAGGUUGUUCCAGAGAAAUUGCCGCCAACACCUGCGCGAGACACUCGUCCGGCCACUCGGUCAGCCAUGAAGCUGGGAUCCCGUGGCACCGACGCGGAGUCGUUCGUGUCCCGGCUACGCUCCGAGGGGGACGUCGCGGCGGCCUCCGCCAGCCCCGCGGUCAACACCGGCUCCACUGCAGGUGCUCGGACAGACCAGCCGGCUGUUAAUCAAAAGGAUGUCCAUCUCCGCUUCGAGGAACGUCUCAAUUUGGUUGCCGGCCGUGAUGGAGACAUACAGAACUUCGAGUUAUCUGGCUUAUUGACGCUGCGCAUUACUAACGAGCAGUUCGGUCGUAUACACGUGCAUGUUGACAAUAAGGAUACGAGGUCGUUACAACUACAGACUCAUCCGAACGUGGACAAGGAGGCAUUCAGGUCGCAGGGCGUGAUCGGACUGAAGCAGACGCAGCGUCCGUUCCCGCUGCACAGCGACGUGGGCGUGCUCAAGUGGCGACUCACGGGCGCCAAUGACGACAAGCUCGCGCCGUUCUCCGUAAAUUGUUGGCCAUCGGAGGGCGCCAGCGGCGGCUGCGACGUGAACAUAGAAUACGAGUUGGAGCAAGAACAUCUGACGCUGACCGACGUUAACAUCAAUAUUCCAUUACCUUCUGGCAACACUCAAGUAGUGGUGCACCAGUGGGAAGGUAGCUACACACAGAAGGGCCGCUCGCUGAUAUGGAGCAUUCCCAUUGUUAACGCACAGCAAAAAUCCGGCAGUCUUGAGUUCACCGUAACUCCAGCAAUACCUAACGAUUUCUUCCCUCUAACGGUGAGUUGGGUAUCGGAGACUUCGCUGGCACUCCUCACAGCGACGAAGGUGACGCAGGCGGAAGACGGAACCCCUGUCGAUUAUUCACAGGAAAUAAGCUUCCACCCCGACAAGUACGAAAUCGUUUGACGUGUCCACUGUUACUUUAUAAUUUACAAUUCAUAUAAUUUAGAUCGUUAUAGCAUUCCUUUUAAAAGAAAGUUACUGUACAUACAUUGUCGUGAGUAUAGAUGGAGAUAACUAAAGUCGAUUAUCGAUUUUAUUUUUCUCACGAUUAAUUGUAUAUUCAUAAAUAUUAUAAUUUAUCGAAAAAGCACAUCAAAAGUGCAAAGUAUAACUUUAUUUUUAGAAACU